CAAGAGAAGAGAAGAGAAGAGAAGAUGACGGGAGAUUCUGCUCUGAGCCUGGUGCUGGUCGGGAGGGAGGGCUCCGGGAAGAGUGCAUCAGGAAACACCAUCCUGGGCCGGAAGGCGUUUGAGUCCAGAGCCGGCUCCUCUAGAGUGACGCAGGCUUGUGAGCGCGCAGAGAGCGCAUCGGAGGCAGCGGGCCGAGGGGCGGUGGUGGUGGUGGACACUCCCAGCCCGCUGGACAGCGCCCAGGAGUGCCUCGCUCUGUGCGGGCCGGGGCCGCGGGUCUUCCUGGUGUCGGUCAGAGUGGGCCGCUUCACGCCGGCGGAGCGGGCGGAGGUAGAGAGACUCGCCAGGGUGUUCGGGCGGGGCUUCUACGAGCAGGCCUUGGUCCUCUUCACGCAUGGGGACGGCCUGCAGGACGGGGAGACCGUGGAGGAGGAGAUCCGGGCCAACGUGCAGCUGGGCAGGCUGGUGGAGAGGUGCGGGGGCCGCUACCAUGUCUUUGACAACAAGAAGCCUGAAGACCGCCAGCAGGUCGCCCAGCUUCUUGACGCAGUGCGGAGCAUGGAGGGCAGGAGGAAAGCCCAGCUCUGGCGGCCGGGCAGGAAGCACUGGGCCGCCAUGGCCUGCUUGGCUGUGGCCCUGGCACUGGCGUGGCUGAACAUGAGGGGCUUCAGAAUCCCAUGGAAGAUGUGGAACUGACCCGUCUCUUUUCUUUCUCAGCAAGAAAACUCACAAACUGUGAACGCUGUCCUCGGCUCAAAUCAGCCCUUCUCAGCUUUUUCCCACUGCCCACUCAAGAUUCGACAUCAAGCACUGUGCAUCGCGCCAUCGCAUGCCUGUCACCAGCCCCACAACACAUUGGUCCAAAUAUAAACUAGAAACUUUAAGUAUAGCGCUAACACACAUGCCCCUCUCCCCUACUCCACACCAGAGUUCAGAGCUCAUUAUCUCUGUGGUGUGUUCGAACAGUCUGGACUGUGACCUGACGGAGCUCCUGAUCUUCUUGUUUGUUACUUUACUACUUGUCAAGUGUGGAAAACUGAGCUUGCACCCAACACAAACAGUCUCAGAGUGUGACCUCUAUCCAAACACGCAACAGUACACUUUGGUAUAAAACCUGAAGCUGCUUUUUUUUAAUUUUCCUUAUAUGUGGUUUUCCCAGAAUUCUGUAACACACCUCUUGUUAUCUGAAGGCACACCGAGAAAGGCAGGUUAGAUUAAAAUGUGUUCAGGAAAGCAAUUACUUUUUAAGACGGGCAUUCUGAAACGGACAGAAAAUUUAAAUAGAUAAGGAAAGUCGUUGGAUUCAAUCAAAACCCACUUAAAAUGAGAAUUUUAAGAAAAAGUUUCACUUUGUACAAGGGAAAAACUCUUUAGGGUCAGACUUUAAUAAAAGCU
Lepisosteus oculatus (spotted gar) is the source of this 1395-nucleotide messenger RNA. The record is from RefSeq and is a predicted model, not a curated record. Lineage: Eukaryota; Metazoa; Chordata; Actinopteri; Semionotiformes; Lepisosteidae.